Mus pahari (shrew mouse) is the source of this 4011-nucleotide messenger RNA. It is a transcript of the gene Src, whose product is annotated as SRC proto-oncogene, non-receptor tyrosine kinase. Gene Ontology annotation, cellular component: extrinsic component of cytoplasmic side of plasma membrane. Gene Ontology annotation, molecular function: ATP binding; non-membrane spanning protein tyrosine kinase activity; growth factor receptor binding. The transcript has 16 exons. Lineage: Eukaryota; Metazoa; Chordata; Mammalia; Rodentia; Muridae. The record is from RefSeq and is a predicted model, not a curated record. Gene Ontology annotation, biological process: cell adhesion; progesterone receptor signaling pathway; cell differentiation. The coding region runs from base 513 to 2138 and encodes 541 amino acids.
ACCGCCGCCGCCUCCUCCCUUUCUCUCGGUCUGUCUCUCCCGGCCCGGAAUCCAACCGGCCGCCCCGCCGGAGCGGCCAGGCCGCCGCCCGCCAGCGCCGCGCGCCCCGCUGGGGUCCGUCCGGGCGCGUCCGGAGCUCGCGGUCGCCGCGCAGGACAGAAUACGGAGGCCAAGAGUGCUGAGAGACCUGUGUAGCCAUGACAGGCUGAGCCAGGAGCUGAACCAAGGCAGGCACACAGGGACCCCUUCAACAUAUCCAACUAGAACAUUGUGCACAUUGGUCAAUCUCUCCUCAUCCCCUCUUUUCUCUUUCCUCCUCAACCUCUGUGUCUCUGCAGGUGCGGAUGUUGACACCCAAAGAAAGGGAGCAGCUUGCCUAGGGACACGGAGCAGGAGAGGUGGAGCAGGGUCUUUAGGCCAAGACCCCGGAUACCACAGCUGGUGUCUGCACCAAGGCCCCAGACUGCUCCCCAGAUCCACUGGGGUAGCCCUGCUACCUAUCAGCCAGAACCAUGGGCAGCAACAAGAGCAAGCCCAAGGACGCCAGCCAGCGGCGCCGCAGCCUGGAGCCCGCGGAAAACGUGCACGGGGCAGGGGGCGCCUUCCCGGCCUCACAGACACCAAGCAAGCCCGCCUCCGCCGACGGCCACCGCGGGCCCAACGCCGCCUUCGCGCCGCCCGCGGCAGAGCCCAAGCUCUUUGGAGGCUUCAACUCCUCGGACACCGUCACCUCCCCGCAGAGGGCCGGGCCUCUGGCAGGUGGGGUGACCACCUUUGUGGCCCUCUAUGACUAUGAGUCACGGACAGAGACUGACCUGUCCUUCAAGAAAGGGGAGCGGCUGCAGAUUGUCAAUAACACGAGGAAGGUGGAUGUCAGAGAGGGGGACUGGUGGCUGGCACACUCACUGAGCACGGGACAGACCGGUUACAUCCCCAGCAACUAUGUGGCGCCCUCCGACUCCAUCCAAGCCGAGGAGUGGUACUUUGGCAAGAUCACUAGAAGGGAAUCAGAGCGGCUACUGCUCAACGCCGAGAACCCGAGAGGGACCUUCCUCGUGAGGGAGAGUGAGACCACAAAAGGUGCCUACUGCCUCUCCGUAUCCGACUUCGACAAUGCCAAGGGCCUAAAUGUGAAACACUACAAGAUCCGAAAGCUGGACAGCGGCGGGUUCUACAUCACCUCCCGCACCCAGUUCAACAGCCUACAGCAGCUCGUGGCUUACUACUCCAAACAUGCUGAUGGCCUGUGUCACCGCCUCACUACUGUCUGUCCCACAUCCAAGCCUCAGACCCAGGGCCUGGCCAAGGAUGCGUGGGAGAUCCCCCGGGAGUCCCUGCGGCUGGAGGUCAAGCUGGGCCAGGGUUGCUUUGGAGAGGUGUGGAUGGGGACCUGGAACGGCACCACGAGGGUUGCCAUAAAAACCCUGAAGCCAGGUACCAUGUCCCCAGAGGCCUUCCUGCAGGAGGCCCAAGUCAUGAAGAAACUGAGGCACGAGAAGCUGGUGCAGCUGUAUGCCGUGGUGUCAGAAGAACCCAUUUACAUUGUGACAGAGUACAUGAACAAGGGGAGUCUUCUGGACUUUCUCAAGGGGGAAACUGGCAAAUACUUGCGGCUACCCCAGCUGGUGGACAUGUCUGCUCAGAUCGCUUCAGGCAUGGCCUAUGUGGAGCGGAUGAACUAUGUGCACCGGGACCUCCGAGCUGCCAAUAUCCUAGUGGGGGAGAACCUGGUGUGCAAAGUGGCCGACUUUGGGCUGGCCCGGCUCAUAGAAGACAACGAAUACACAGCCCGGCAAGGUGCCAAAUUCCCCAUCAAGUGGACCGCCCCUGAAGCUGCUCUGUACGGCAGGUUCACCAUCAAGUCGGAUGUGUGGUCCUUUGGUAUCCUGCUGACAGAGCUCACCACUAAGGGAAGAGUGCCCUAUCCUGGGAUGGUGAACCGUGAGGUUCUGGACCAGGUGGAGCGGGGCUACCGGAUGCCUUGUCCCCCUGAGUGCCCUGAGUCCCUGCAUGACCUCAUGUGCCAGUGCUGGCGGAAGGAGCCCGAGGAGCGGCCCACCUUCGAGUACCUGCAGGCCUUCCUGGAAGACUACUUUACGUCCACUGAGCCGCAGUACCAGCCCGGGGAGAACUUAUAGGGACCGUGUGCACAGAACUGUCACCUCUAGGCUUCCAGGUGUCGCCUCUGAUGCACCUGCCACCCUUCAUCCUCUCUCUGGGGCUGUGCUGCCUCGGCGAUGCCCCUUUUGGAGCAUGGAAGGGCUUCAGGGACGGGGCAGCCUGGAAGGACAGGUGGAGGCUGGUACAGUGACUGUCCCACGCCUGCCAUGGCCACAGGCUCUCUCUGUGCAUCCUCUUCGGAGUUAGCCUGCUUCUCGCAGGACACUUGUGACGAGCAGAGCUGGGGGGUGGUUUUCCAGCCUCAACCCACUCCACUUACCUGGUCCGUCCCACUUCCUUCACCCUGGGUCUGUUUCAAGCUGGCCAGAGAGCCUUUCCAAAGAGGAAUGAGGCCCAGGCCUUGGCUAUAAUGUCCUUCCUGCCUCUGGCCAUCCUUGUCGGAGGCUUCUGGGUGGAACGCUGGGUCUAGAACCUUCUUCUGUGGCUCUCAGGCGAGGCAGCCCAAGGCCCAACACCAGUUGGGAUAAGUGUCAGAGUGAGCACCCCCUCAGCCCCGUCCUCCACAAGGGACCCUUGAGAUCACCGACACAUCGGCCCGUUUCUCUGUUGAAAGGAACUGAAUCCAGGAGGGGCUGUGACCUGCACAAGACCAGGGGCAGUUUAGGGUUGAGGUGGGCUUGGCACCUGGUGCUCCUUCUGUUUUCCUCAGGAACUAAGGAGAACUGUCCUCCAAGGCAGUGGGCAGCGUGGGGCCUGAGAGUGGCUUCAAGUCGGCAGGGUUCUGUUGCCCCUGAUGCUCACGGGUCUGUCCUGGGGGAAAAGGCAAGCAGGAGGCUGAGCCAGGAGCGAGGGGUAGAAAGUGAUGGUGUGGAGCAGACUUCCGUCCACCACAGUGGCUUUGACUGUAAGAGCCAGCCACGGGGUGGAGUGAGCUCUCAGGCUGCAGAGGCUGUCAAGUAGAAGAGGAGAGCUAAGGAGUGGGGAGUCUGCUCCUCCCUUUGUCCUGAUCAUUUCAACACCCAGCCCUUGCUCUCCUGCCUGUGCCAGGGCUCCCUAACUCAGGGAGGGAGGGGAAAGGAGGGCGAGGGUCCUUACUGCUGUGUACCAACACUGACCCCGCCCUCUUUAAGCUGUACUCUGCCCGUGACUGUGGCCUCUGCCAUUGCUUGGUCCUGGUCCCCGUAUUGAUACAUCCACAGCUGGGCAUCCAAGGGGGCCCUGGAACAGCUGACUGCCUGGCCCCUGGCUCCUCUGCCCAGCCCUUGGGUUGUGUGGUGGCUUCUCUCUGCCUCAGUGUCCCUGUCUGUAAGGUGGGCAGUUGAGGAUUUGUAGCAUCUCAACCAAGGGCCCCCGUGUGUGUGUGUGUGUGUGUGUGUGUGUGUGUGUGUAUACACAUACGUGUGCCUGUGUGUCUUCCCUUGUGUCCAUAUUUAACAUGUAAGAACAUCCCUACUCUGUCCCCAGACACGACCAUUUCACCCAUUGCCCCAUCACAGCAAUAAUGUCUCCGCUGCCGGGGAUCUGAGCCAGCCAGGCCGUGCUUGCAGAGAAGGAUGCCAAACAGGGCCUGCCCUGACAGUUCCACUUUCCUCCCAGAGUCUCCCCGUGCGCCUGGUGAGCCUGAGCUUGCCACCUGGUUCUCCCUGCCCGACUCCAGCUGCCCAAGGACCUUUGUGUACGGUGGCCUCAACUGUCUGGUUUUCUUUUUUUCUUUCUUUUUUAACAGUGUUUUGUAGAUUUCAGAUGACUAUGCAGAGGCCUUGGGGGGGCCCCCCCAGCUCUGGGCAGGGCUUGGGGAUCCCACAUUCCAUGGCCCAGGCUCGGGGGAGGGGGACCCAGACUGGUUGUACAUAUUUUGCAUACUGUCUGAUUAAACACAAACAGACCUCA